This is a messenger RNA of Aspergillus heteromorphus CBS 117.55, 3206 nucleotides long. Its product is annotated as mediator of RNA polymerase II transcription subunit 16. The record is from RefSeq and is a predicted model, not a curated record. The transcript is spliced from 9 exons. Gene Ontology annotation, molecular function: protein binding. Bases 236 to 3001 code for a protein of 921 amino acids. Gene Ontology annotation, cellular component: mediator complex. Lineage: Eukaryota; Fungi; Ascomycota; Eurotiomycetes; Eurotiales; Aspergillaceae. Gene Ontology annotation, biological process: positive regulation of DNA-templated transcription.
AUCUCCCUGUUCAAGGGUAGAGUCCGGAUCCGGGGAUUGAAGGCUAUGCGGGAUCUACCCGCUUGUAACUGAGGCUUUGAAUAUCUUCUGGUGCGCCUCUGCCAACAGUCCCCCCCCCCUUCUCUGACAUUACCUCCCGAGGUCCGUUGUAUCGAACUAUGAUAUCGCGGCUCCUGCGACCAUCCCCCCUCAGGCACCACCCAUCUUUACAUAAUCAGGACUCCUGCACACCAAAAUGCCAUUGAUCAUGGAGGACAGUAUCAAUGUUGACGAUCUGUUCGGCGAGCCCACCUCGCUGGAGUUGGGCUUGCCCCCAGCUGCUUCUUCCCCUAAAGGCCUUGCCCAGCGUUUGGAUGAGAUGCGAUUACUGGGAUGUUGCCAGAAAAUUGCAUGGUCCAAGCUUGGAUGUAUUGCUUAUAUUUCACAAGACUCGUCGAAGGUCAAUGUUCGCCAUCUCCAGUGUCGGCCUUCUGACGGCAAGUGGGCGCUCAGUGAGGAGACACCAUUGUUGCCGAUCACAGAGGCCAAUGGGGGUCAUCCCCUGGCCCAUCUCAGCUGGAACGAAGCUGGAUCCGAACUGGCUGUCAUCGAUCUAUCUGGCCGUAUUUCCAUCUAUUCUAUCCCAAUCUCCUUAAACAGCGUCAACGGGCUGCGACAGCCAGCCUUUGACCCCGAUGACGGGUCUCAGAUUGUCGGCAUGAUGUGGCUUAACACCCAACGCUCUGUGCAUGCUUUCUACCAAGCGGCCAAGGUCCAGGGUCGUUGGGCCUACUCACCGUUUCGUCGCCGGCCAGUUGGCCCCUUCCACCCGGCAAAUAAAGCUGCAUUGGUCUGUAUCACACGGUCGGGCAUCAUGAAGCUCCUGUACCAGAACCCAGACGGCAGAUGGGCCGAGAUAUCUGCGGAGCUGAAGAAUACGAGCUACUCCGAUCGGCUAUUAACACAUGCGGCCUUGGUUGCAACCCAGAAUGGCGUUCUUGUCGCUACUUAUUCUGCCUGUCAGAAGAUCUGCUUUUACCGCGUGCAAAUCAACUGGACCCCGUCCCAAUGGGACCCUGCACAGCAGCCAAGGCAGCCGACCCAAUUUCCCGUCCCCAGCUUCCGUUUCACACAUUGCAAGGUCGAGACUGCUGGCAAUGUUCCGGGUAAUCGCAGCGGCGAAGAACCAGACCUGCAUUCUUUCUCGAACCCUCUUUACUGCCUCAGCCGUCUGGAAAUAAUACUUCCAGCUUCCGACAAUGCUGUAGGAUCAACGGCAAGCCCAUGGAUUGUUGCGAUCUUCUCAACCCCACCGCAGGUCGCCCAAGGCCAUACCCAUCAACAAGGACCGGCGAGUGUGAUUGUCAGAUGGCAAUUAGACACUGCUGCCUUUACACUUCACCCGAAGUUUGACGAAAUGGCUGCGAAGAGGACCAAUGCUCAGACCAAGCCUAGGACCGUGUUGCGUCGACUGGACGACAUCUGUUCCGAUCGAUAUGUCAUUUCAGUAGACCAUAUGGAAUACGGUAAUGUGCUGGCCAUCACCUACGACGAUAGCUCUGUUGCCUUCUAUGACCCGAAAACAAUGGCGGUGUUCAAUGGAAUCGAUGAUGGGAACACGGUGACCAGUCUGGCCCAAGCAGGGUUCCACUACACACCAGACACCACAGGUCAACACAUCAGUUUUUCACCGAGUGCGUGUGCUGCGGUCAUGCUGGAUGGUGAUGGCCGGACGCAUCUCAGGGUAGUGGAACACUCGUACGGAGCAGAAAACGGCCUUUACGAUGAAAAUAAAUUCUCGGCAGCUAUUGCGUCUCUCACGCUGGCUUAUUGUCGCGGAUGUGGAAGCGAAGUCAACACCGAUGAUAUACUAUUAAUCCUAAUACGACAGCUUUCAACCGAUGCCCAAACCACCUUCAUCAAUGAAGUAUACCGCGCGCUGCCCAUCAACUGUAACUUCACGGUCGAGCAGGACAAACUGAUGAACCACCCUUACAUUCCCCGGUGUCUCAGUAUACAAGCUUCUCUGGGAUUCAAGGACAAAUACACAGCUCGGAGCUUUGCGUCUUCCGUCUCUUGGUCCAUUCUUCAACUACGACACGCUUCCAUACUAUACCCAUUUUUCUUUCAGUACAACAAAGGGAUGCAGACAGAGCCACAUGAUCCUGAUGUUCUACGCAUGAUGCUUGGAAACACCAAGUGGGCACUUGACUUUUGCCUUUACAUCCUGAACGAGCUUUUCGACCUAGCCGACGAAUUCGAAAGCCUAUCAAAUGACCAGGAAGCUUUCAACCAGAAAUUGAAAACCACAAACUCCCUAUCCCUCAUCAUGCUCCUAUCCAGCAUGUCCCGGGCUUUCCUGCGCUUCAUCUGUCGUGGCCUGCGCGGCAUCCCCGCCGGGUACGCAAACGCCCCCCUGACCGGCGAUGCCCGCACAUACUACUCGGAGAUCUGCCAAACCGUGGACGCAUCUCCCGCACGAAUCGACGUCUACGAGAAAUUCCUAGCGAGCGUAGACUCCGUGGUACGGCACGCAUACCACGGCGCCGGGUUCGGCGACGCCGAACGGCCAGGGCCCGAAAAGGAACUCCUCGUCAACGCGCGCAUUCCCCCCGUGCUCGUCGCAGCUGUCUCCACCAUCCUGCGACAGACCGUCCCCGCACUUAGAUCCGACGUCGACCGCAUGAGCAUCUACAUGGGCGAUUACGGCUGGCUCGGCUUGGGGUCCGACCGCCGCUCGGAGCUGUACCGCCGCACGCGGGAAGUCGACAUCAUCAAGAAGACCCCCAUCCGGAUGACGGUAUCGACGGGCUUGGAUCUAUCCCAGGGCGUCAAACUGAACGUCCAGGGACAACAGCAACUCCGCCGGCGAUGCGUCCGCUGCUGCGAGGUGUCGGAGGGCACGUACCCGCCGCGCUCGGUGCUCGCGUUUCGCAUGAUUUUUAAAUUGGGACAUUUGCGAGCGUGUAUUUGUGGGGGAAUGUGGACUAUCGAGUCGGGUGUGAAUGAGGUGAGCAAAUGAGUAUAUAUCAGACAGUAGGUAGUGGAAGAUAGGGAUGUAGGUAGGUAGAUAGUUAAGCUUGGAUACCGCGACCCUGGCGGUCGUGGUUGGGGGUGAUGUUUGAUUUUUGGUAUCAGAUGGUAAGGCAGGAAUGGAUGGAUAUCGUUCAGAUAUAACAGUAUGUACGACGAGCGGGAAUAGGUACUAUACAGCGAAUGAAAUUUAC